AUGCCGAUGCCCUUCCCGCGGCCAAUCUCUCCCAUCACCUUCGAACCAUGCUCUCUUGCGACCUCCAAUAUAAACCCGGACGACUUGUUGGGCUCUGACGAUGAGCUGGACGAUGUUGCUCUUGCUGCCAAACACCGAAGAAUUGAGAAACUCGCCGCGUCAUACCUUCAAGGACAGCCUUUGUUUCUUCUCUCCGCAUCUCUCCGUGGACCGUUUGAUGACGGCUGGAAGAACCCUUGGACCAAGAAACGGAAGAUCGCAUCCGAUAGAAAUUCCAGAGCGGUUGGGCUAGAUGCUCGCGGGUGGGAUAAAGAGCCCGUGGUACAGGAAACUGACCCAAGACGCCCAAAGUACAGAGAGGAUCUAGCGGUAAUUCUUCCUUCUGUUGAUACAUCUCAGGCUGAAAAAUCCAAUGUCGUCUCGGCUCAGCACCAAAAGAAGCCAUCUUUUGUUAUCGAAUCGACUGGAAAAAGACCGUUCCAGAAUGUAGCAGCUGAUCAGCAGAAUCGAGCCCCAUUCUUAGCAAAAAAAUUGAGAAACGCCCCUUUCACAAGUACAGCGGCGGAGGAUGUUACAGUCGCCAAAACUGAUAUCAACCAGUGGCUGAGGAAAGAUCGGAAGCCCACGAAUUUUGGGCGACUUGAGCCACCCAGCUCCCCAACUUCGAAAAUUGCUUCUAGACAAGAAUAUAUCACGUCUCGCAGGAGUGUUCCUCGCUCAAUUGAGCAUAAGAUUCCCAAAUCUUCGGCUUUGCAGAAGCCAAAUAUGUCUGCUGGCUCCGAAACUCUGGAUCGGGGCGCCACACCAUAUACUUCACCGGUGUCUGCUCAGAAGGCGGAGCCGACAACAAAUGAACCUUCUGUGGUCGCCAAUCGAUCGCCCAGGAAGGCUCAAAUAUCUCCAAAGAUACCUGAACAUGUGGCUACAUCUUUCAGCGUGGUCAACUCGUCGUCUCAACUACCGCGCUUUGAGUAUCGCCGUUGGCACCAAGACUCUGGCCUGCAGGCGCAUUCAAAGUCUCCAGACAAAGCAAUCGAGGAAGCACCAUAUUCUGCCGAGACCAUUGAGAUGCAAGAUGGUGAUACUAUAGUACCAGAUGCUCCAGAGCCAGCCAAAAGACCUGCGAAUGAUCACAGUGCAAAGGAAACAAAUCAGUCUAUUAAUCGAUCAAAGGACCUGAGAUUUGCCGAAGCUGAAAAGUCGGAAUCUACAGCAACAUAUGCACAAGUCCCCACUGAGCAUAACACUUGUGAAGACUUUCCAUCUGCGCAAGAGGUACCUCCCCAUCCCGGUGUGUCAGACCGGAUGCCAUCGUUGCACUCCACGGCGAUGCCUAAGACACACCCCGAGCAUAUCGGAGACACCAGCUCUGAUACGCAGCUCUCAACGCAAGCUGCAUUGCUCCAUGCUCAGAGAUCAUUCCAAGAUGAUCUGAAAAGCCCUGAGCAGAAUCGAGGCAAUACACCAGCUCACCCACGUCCACAGUCUCCUUCUGGUGAUGACUCCGUACUUCUAGCACGAGAAACACCCUUGUAUCGAUCUCAUGCCGCAGACAAGUCUCAACCACGAAGCUUUAGACAGACUUUCCGGGACAGAAUGCAGGCUAUGAGCACACAGUGUAUGAUCGAUGCCGCUACGCCUUUCACGUUCAGCACCGAAAAGAAAGCCCCAGCUUCUCGUCCGCUCUUGCUGCAAGAAUCACGUCCCCAGGGACAAAUAAUCCAUAAUGAACCUGGAUCCCAAAAGGGCUCGCCGCCAUCUGCUGAAAACGUGUUUGAGACCGCCCAGUCACGAACUGGAACCCCCAGUCCACAUAAUGCUGUACCCCGGCCCGAACAAGCGCCCGGGAACCCAUCCACUACCCAAGGGACUCUUCUACCCUUCGACCUUAGCGGGGACACGCCCACAACGGUUCAGGAUGGCCAAGGUGGUCUCCAAGGUGGUGAUAGCUUUCCGCUGAGCCAGGCCAUUGUCGAUCUAGGGGGUUGGUUAGGCCAGAGCGUUGACUUUCUCAAGGAGAUCUGA
Messenger RNA from Penicillium maclennaniae, 2025 nucleotides. RefSeq lists its product as uncharacterized. The coding region runs from base 1 to 2025 and encodes 674 amino acids. NCBI's taxonomy places the organism in Eukaryota, Fungi, Ascomycota, Eurotiomycetes, Eurotiales, Aspergillaceae. The record is from RefSeq and is a predicted model, not a curated record. The transcript has a single exon.